This is a messenger RNA of Trichobilharzia szidati, 2005 nucleotides long. The record is from the annotation of a GenBank genome assembly. NCBI's taxonomy places the organism in Eukaryota, Metazoa, Platyhelminthes, Trematoda, Strigeidida, Schistosomatidae.
CAAAAAGUUACGAUCAGUAAUAAUAUUUAAGCCUCCACACAAUUCAUUCUCAAAUGUAAUCUGAGUUAGACAAUAUAUACCACCGUCGUCCACAUCCAUAUCCACAUCCACGUCCACAUUCGCAUCCUCACCGUCAUCACCAUCCAACAUCCAACAUCAUCAUCAUAAAUAUUCUACUUCACUCAGUGACAGUGAAUUUUUACUACCUGUCUAUUGUUGUGAUAAAAAAAGAGACUUAUUUAAAAGUAAUUUUUAAUUCCCCAUUACACAAUACAAAAUAUAAUGGCAUUACAACAUUCCAUGACUGCUACUACUACUGCUGUUGAAUCGACUUUUUCCGGAAAGAAUCAUUUAAAUGUUUUUUCAAGAAUAUUUUUCAGUUUAUUUAUAAUUUUUCAACUUAUCAACAAUACUUUAAGCAAUUCACUCGUCAGCAGUGGUUCAUGUUUCGCUGUACGUUUGGCAAACGGGAAUUGUAUCAAUCUUACUGCGAAUAAUAUAUCCAAGUUGGAAUGUUGUAAAACAGGUGGAUAUUAUCUGAAUCGUCGAAUGACACGAGAAGAACACCUUCACAAUAAUCUACUGUUUGAAUACGGUACACCGAAUUGUGUUGAAGCAUGUAAUGAAGAACUCCCAUCAACAUGCAGAGGAUAUAUCUGCCCUGAAGGACAUUAUUGUCGUGUUAUAAAAAAUGAACCAAAGUGUAUUUGUCGAUCAAAAUGCAGUGUAGCUGAUUAUUUAAGCGGUCCAUUGUGUACAGCAAGCUACAGGCGAUUUCGUAAUAAAUGCCACUUGAAGCGAGCACGUUGUGCAUCACCUGAAGAAAGUCUACAAGUAGUCCCUUGUCCAGAAGAAGGUCUACGAUGCUCUGAGUCAAGUAUUCUAACAGAGAAUAAACGAGAUUUUAGUUCAAUAUUCAGAAGUUUUUACCCGGAAAAAUUAUCUCACCUAUCAUCCUCAUCCUCAUCAGCAGCAUUGAAUGACGAAAUCUAUGCGGAUGAUGACGAUGAUGAUGAAGGUGUUUUUGGUAUGAAUCAUAAAAAAUCUAAAAAUCUACAAAAUUAUAUUCCAUCGAUUCAUGAUGCCUAUGAUCCAGCAUCGCUUGAUGACAAGUCAGUACUUUCGAAUUGUGUUGAUGAUAUACCGCCUAAAGAAUUGGUUUGUAAUCGUGAUGAAUACUGCUUAUUGCGUCAAUUCGAUGGACGUCCAGCAUGUGAACAUUGGAGUCAAAAAUCCUGGUUAACUGUCCAAGAUUGUCCAGAGUCAACAUUUCAAGAACCAAUGUGCAGUACAGAUAAUGAAACAUUUUAUAAUAGUUGUGAAUUAAAGUUGGCUGGUUUGAAAAAUCAAUUAGAAGUGAGGAUCGCUUACAAAGGAGAAUGUCAAAGUAAGGUGACCUGUUCAGAUAUAAAAUGUCCAAGAGAAGGCAUGAAAUGUAGCCCACAUCAUAUAACCGGCCAACCGAUAUGUAUGGACUGUGAAGACCUGCCGGUAGACUGUAAUACAGAAUUCAGAAAUGGACAAGUCUUCAUACCGUCAUCAUCAUCAUCUUCAUCAUCCUCAUCGUCCACAUCCUCAUCAUCAUCAUCGUCAGUAGGCGCUUCAGAAUUUGGUUAUCCUGUAUGGGAGAGAUCAGUAAAGACGUAUGGUUGGCCUACUGUUUGUGCGUCAAAUGGAAAAGCUUAUGCGAAUACCUGUUUUCUUCAUGUGGUCAAUUGUUUAAGUGAUACAUUUAUAGACUUGAAAAAACCUGGAUUUUGUAGUGAAACUGUUCCCCCGCUGAUUUACGACCGGGGUAGGAACUCGCCAAAAUCAAGAUCAUUCCUAGAUUUAGAAUGAAUCACCAGUUUUUAGCAAUUGCGCCAGUCAAGAAACAAACAAACAAAAGAGACGAAAGAGACAAUAAACAUAUUCACCUGAAAAUUAAAAAAAUAACAACAAGAUUAUUCUCUGGACAUUUGACAUUAUAAAACAAAAAAUAAAUAAAUAAAAUUAUCACCUUGUG